GAAAAACACGCACACACACACACACGCACACACACACACACGCAGCGACCAACGGAUACAGAGGCAACAAGACGACGACACGUACGCAAGGACGAAGUACAACAGCAAGCAGCCAAAAGAAGCAAAGCACGAGCAGGAGCAGAAGCAGAAGCAGGUGGAUACUGUGGGCACGUUACACGUAGCAGCAACAGUGCAAGAUGGGUGACAGCGAGUGGCAGGAAGUCCGCCCAGUCAAGGGUGGCAAGGCGAAAGGCGGAAAGCCGCAGGGAGGCGGCAAGAAGAAGAAAGGCAAGGGCAAGAAAGACAAUGAAGACUCUGGCCCACGCCCGCUCCAGCCUGGCGUCUUCGGGCAGGCGGAGAUGAUCAUGGAGCAACGGCGGCAGGCCAAGGCCGACAAGAAGCGGGCGAAGAAGGAGGCCAAGCAGGCCGAGAAGGAGGAGGAGCGGAAGAAGCAGCGUGAGGCGCAGGCGCGGGCUGAGGCCAAACGGCAGCGCCACUCGUCAUCAUCGUCGUCGUCGCGAAAGGCGAUGAGUUGGGACAAGGCGGUGGCGGCGAUGGACGCGGACGCCAUCAAGGCCGCUCUCCAGUCUGCAAAGCUUGACUUUCCGAAUCACCCGCCUGUGCACAUGAAGCAUCUGAUGGACGCCAUCAUCAUCGCCCUCGACAACGGCUCCUCCUCAUGCACACAGCAGGUGAACCCGAUCAAGCGGUGCCCCGACGGUGUUGUGGAUGUGUUCCUGGCGGAGGCCGACCAGCACGGUACCGACGUGCUGCGGUCAUGUCUCGCCAUCGUCCUCAAGACUCUCAUCACCAACAACAUCCACGGGGACCACAUUCUGGCAUAUCAGCUCCUGGUGCAGCUCUUCAUCCGCUUUGAGACCGAACGCAGACUGCAAUCCUCGCUGCUGUACAGCGCUUACAAGGCGGUGGCCGACGAGUUCAGCAAGCAGUACCCCAAUAAGGCGGUUGUGAUGCCGCUGCUGUGGACGUUCAACCAGAUCCCAACAGCGCUCUCCGCCACCUUCAUCAUGGUGUGGCGGGUGCUGAUGCUGCCACUCAUGCUCGACAAGAAGACGGCACCAGACGUUAAGGCGGCGUGCGUUGUCGGGAUGGACCGGCUGCUGCCGCAGAACCACGACGUCUGCAUGGCCCGCAUCAAGGUGCUGGUGCGCCGGUCGACGCCCGGUGUUGAGUUUGACGCAUCGCGCACCAUCAUGCUCAUCACAGCCGCUUUCUCCUCAAAACUCGCAUUCAAGCAACAGGGCUCUCUGCGCCGCCAGUACCGCUACCUCAGGAACCUUGCGCUUGGCUCGCACGACGGGUGCAAGAAGUUGGUGGCCAAGCUGCCGACAGCAGCAGCCAACACCCCGCCCUCCGAAUCAGCGCUCCAGCAAGAGCUGCUUGAUCUUGCUGCGAUUGCGUUCAGCAUGCAGCCCAAGUACUGUGUCAACGCCCUCAUCGACGGAUUGCAGAAGCCCGCUGGUGUCGCUGUGUUCCUCAAGUUCCUCGUCGCCUCAAAGCGCAUCCCAGAACAGCGCUCGCGUGCGGAUUUCAUUUCCGCCAUUUCGUCGCUUCGUUCCGCUGCGGAACAAAACGCCGCCAGCGACGCGCACAAGGAGGUUGCCGCACUCUGCAAGGAUGUGCUGCAGCAGAUUGAUGAACGCAAGAAACAGGAGCAGCAGCUGAACUCCGUGGACGUUGUGUCGUGGGUGCUGCUGGUGCUGAUGUCCCUCUGCUUUGGCCUCCUCAUCCUCCUGGGAUCCUACACCUACUGCGAGUCGUACCCAACGCAGGAUUCACGCCCGCUGCCCCUCCACCACUACUGCGAGCGCCUUCAAGAAUGGGGUGUGCAUGACCAGAUGCAGCGCGUGCUCGACCUGACGCUUCCGCUCGGCCGCCAGCUCGAACCGCACAUCCUCGAGGGCAUUGCCCAGGUGAAGGACCACUGGCCGGUUGUGAAGCACCAUGCCGAGGCAACAUACGAGCAGAUCCUCCCAUACAUCACAGCUGCGCACGAGGACGCAGUGCCGCACAUUGUGCACGCGCUGGCGGUGGUCGGCGACGUGUACUUCCCGCUCAUGCACACGGCCAUGCAGGUGCUUGAGAAGUGGAUUGAUCAGGGCAUGACUGCCGUGGCCGCUGCUGCCCAGUAGACGCGCUACUUCCAUGGUCACCCAAGCGAGCGAGAGAGUGGGUGUUUCCAAGGAGAAGAAGGCGAAGAAGAAGAAGGACAAGAGUAGCAGACAUGUACCCAUUCAUCCCCCCCCACCUCCUCAUCGUUCCUUGUUCGGUUUUGUUUUGUUUCGCUUCUGUGCUUCUCCGUGUUUCGCUUCUGUGCUUCCUUGUGUGCGUUUCCAUUGAACAGACAUGCACGGUG
Salpingoeca rosetta is the source of this 2377-nucleotide messenger RNA. RefSeq lists its product as uncharacterized. Gene Ontology annotation, cellular component: Golgi apparatus; endoplasmic reticulum. Lineage: Eukaryota; Choanoflagellata; Craspedida; Salpingoecidae. The transcript is spliced from 25 exons. The coding region runs from base 198 to 2153 and encodes 651 amino acids. The record is from RefSeq and is a predicted model, not a curated record.